CAAUUACCGUACUGUCUAUGGUAUGACACAACAUCCCGUGUGAUUUGUAUGCAUCUCUAGCUAAUCUUUGUCGAAUGAUCAGCACCUAACAAACACGAUGUUGGCUACAUCCAACAAUGGACAAGGMAACGGUCGUUGGCUUCACCGCGAUUUUUUGAAGGAAAAACUCCGGGUAAGAGAACGGUACUGGCAUACAAUUUCGUCUCGGGGGAACACWAGUGGGAGCGAUGAGAGUGAAAACCAGGGAAUUGAUUGGAUUAUUCCUGAUGGGCUUGCCUUGAGAACAUACCUUAAAUUGAUCUUGUUUUUGAUUGAACAAGAAGCACGGCACAGCAAACAACAAAUCGAAGAAUCCGACAAGCGACAAACAAGACGGCGUGCUUGCCGAUGGGUUCUUCUAGAAUCGGUCGCAGACUGGAUGGAUUAUCGCAACGUAUCGCCAACAAUCACUGCUGAGUCUGUUCAUCUACAUCCCGAGAUGGCGAGCCCUCACGAGCGGUCUCAGAUCCAAAGGUUGGUACAGCGUCACGAAGACAUGGUUGAGGUCUUCUGCGAUCUAUCUGUACGAGAAGGAAUCGGAAGCGACAAUGACGAAGACGAAUGGGACCUCAUGGAAUAUGAUGAUAUGCCCAUGUGUGAUCGGUCUCAAAAUGCACUCUUUCGUGCUGGGCGAUUACUUCGCCAAUAUCGCUCCAACAAAACCGAUAAAAGCUCUUCCAGGUUUUUCAUCUUGUCKGGAGAUCGAGACUUUGCGCAGCAAUUUCCACAGGAAGACGGAAUCCAAACAGUCCUGAUGGAAGAUUUYCUUGAGCAAAUUUACGAAAGCCGCCACUACGAGGAUGCAWCACAGGAUCACUGGAUGGAUGAUGWUGUUUUCGAUCAGGUCAAGAAACUAGCUGCUCGAUGUCAAGAGGACUACGACCUGCGCAACGACCCAACAAAAAGGUCUAGAAAUCUUKUAUCCGCCUUGGACGCAGGUAUCGAAGAGCAUUGGACCGAAGAAAGAAUUCAGGAAGGAUUACGCAACAAAACUCUGAUCAAGGGAAGACUGACUGUGACGAAGGAAAAUAUCAAAGAGGGAGUCGUUUUGAGCAGUGRUGGAGCUGAAGGGGAUCCGUCGUCUCUUUUUAUCAAUCAAUCAAGAGGAUACUUCAACAGGGCGUUCCAUCAAGAUGUCGUUGUGGUCCAGACGCUACCGAAAACAAAAUGGAGCAGUCCUCUAGGAAAACGACGGCUAAUGCCCACUCAGUCGAACGAUAACGACGAUUUGAAUUUUAGUGAUGCCGAAAAUGGGGUAUCACAGGAYGCCUCACCAUCGGUGCCGUCCGGGAGAGUAGUCGCCAUCUUCAAACAAUCCCGAAGGCAAUUUGUUGCCACCAUGGUAGAUACACCGAUGGGUGACGAAUCGGCAUGUUUGGUAGUGCCCAUGGAUGUUCGAAUACCCAAGAUACGGAUAAAGACAAACGGAUGGAGGCGGUUCUUAGGUCAACGUUUGUGGGUUCACGUUGACCACUGGGAGGUCGGGUCAAGUUAUCCUUCAGGACAUUGCGUUGAGUUAUUGGGACCAAUCGCAAAUUUAGAAACAGAAAUCACAUGUUUACUGAAGGAAAACCAAAUAUAUCUGGAACCGUUCAGUGCGGCCGCCCUGGCUUGUUUGCCGGUAGAGGGUCACGACUGGAAGAUUCCUUCACACGAAAUUUCCCGACGAAAGGAUCUUCGUUUUACUCGCCGGAUCUUCAGCGUCGACCCGAUUGGUUGUCAGGAUAUCGAUGACACAUUUCAUGUUCAUAUGCUCCCUAAUGGGGAUAUCGAAGUUGGCGUUCAUAUUGCCGAUGUCACCCAUUUUCUUCUACGCGACUCUCCGCUUGACAAAGAGGCUCGAAGACGCGCAACUACAUUUUACCUUGUUGACCGGAGAUUCGACAUGCUACCCAGCGUACUAAGCAGCGAUCUUUGUAGUUUGCAUGGAGAUGUAGAUCGAUUAGCUGUCUCUACCAUUUGGGUCAUGUCAAGUGAUUUCAAAACCGUUAAAGAUUUUUGGUAUGGACGGACUGUCAUUCGCAAUUGCCAGGCCAUGACGUACAAUCAAGCACACAAUAUUCUUCACAACAAUCCCCCCGACGACCCCACAAAGCCGCCGCCACCUCCACUUACCGCUGGUUAUCCUGUGAAUCAUUCCAACCUUAGCGRCCUGAGGGAAGAUCUCUUGAUAUUGACUGAGCUUUCAAGAAAACUUCGAAAGGAUCGAGAAGACAUAGGAGGUGCUGUAGACUUAUCAAGUGGCGAUAAYAGUAGUGAGCUCAAAUUUACUCUGGACGAAAACCACAAUCCAGUUCAGGUAAUACCAAAGAAACAACUUGAGAUUCAUCAGACAGUAGCAGGUAGGUUUCGCUGUACAUGUCGGGCACAAUCGCAUACCGGUACGCWAGAAUACUCAAYAUUGUCACGUUUUGCUUUGUUGCCACCCACUAAAAUGUUUCUUAUUUAGAGUUGAUGGUACGUUCAAUGAUAUCCUUCUUUACAGAAAUAUGCAGUGYGAAUGGUAACAAUUUUCUAACCGAUGUGCACCAUCUUCUUAUUUAGAUUAUGGCAAAUUCUUGGGUCGCUAAAACUAUUUUCGAAAGAUUCCCAACAUCCGCAUUGCUUCGAAUUCACCAAAGYGUAGAUGAAAGUCGUUUCGAAGACCUCAAAGAUAUACUUGAUGCAGGAAAGAUUUCGUUCGAUGGCAGUAGCAAUAUGAAAUUAGCUGACUCUCUCAAAAAGGCCGAAAAGUCUUGUAAGACAAAUUCUGCAGUCAAUUCUCUAUUUCAAUCUCUUGCGACUCGGUAAGCACUCGAUAUACAUGGCAGCGUAUACGACACCGCGUGGCCCCCACAUUAUAUUCUUACUKUCUCCUUUUGCACUCAGAGCAAUGUCUGAAGCCCAAUACGUAUCGACGGGUCAAAUAGGGGGUGAACAGGGUUUGUCACACUAUGGGCUCGGGUUGGGAAAGUACACUCAUUUUACUUCUCCAAUCCGGCGUUACGCAGACGUAGUCGUUCACCAUCAACUCCUCCAAACGUUGACCUUAAAARCGGACGACUUUCCUCUAAGAGCCCCUCCUGGAUUCGGUCGCAAAGCAUUGAAAUCUCUCCCCGAGUCAAAAACUAUAUCAAUUAUUCAAGGAGAAGGCAUCGAGGAUGCGAAAGAUAGAAAGAAAGCGUCAACUAGCUCUGUCACAAAAAAUAUAGAUUCGCCAUCAAGUACUGGUAAAGCAUCAGACAUUUUGGUUGAAUAUUUUAGCAGACUGACUACUGCUGGAAAAGAACUUGGAGAUGCGUACACCAAUGAAAAAGUCUCAAAAAUCUGUCAGACCCUCAACCGGCAAAAUAGAAUGGCAAAACUAUCAUCAUUUGAGUGCCAGGGAUUGUUUCUUUCUUUGUAUUUCAAAGAUCAUGUCGAGAUAACACAAGCGGUUGUUACAAACUUGAGAAGCAACGGAUUUUGGGCAUACAUUCCAAAAUUUGAUUUCAGGGCACCUAUUUAUCUCAGUGACAGGGAUGGAGUCGUGCAGAUUGAUCCUGCCUUACUAGGUUUAAAGAAAACUUCCGGACUUGACCCAACAACGGGCUUCGCUACAUCAAAAUCAACUCGACGUUUUCCUUCGGGAACGUGUACUCUUCAUGAUUCUCUAGAGCACUCUCAUCUGGAGGUUAGUCUUCGGGAGACRACCAAGACAUAUAAGAUUACGAUUUUGGAUGUCGUGACUGUCAAAAUCUUYUGCGAUGAAUGGGACACCAAGUCUCGUGUUCCCAGACCAAGGAUUCAUCUCAUUGCAGACUCAUCCGAGCCGAAGGAGAAAAUCAAGAAAAARUCUACUCUUAGCGAGAGUCAUAGASCUGCGAAUACAAAUUUGAAAAAGUCUUUUGUAAAGAGGGAAGAUCAAAUCCGUUCACUUUAUGACGAGAUUCAAAACCUCUCGAUCCUUCCGAAUCUUUCUGUUGAAUUUCGUUCAUCGAAUAGUAAAUUAUUCGAAGGAARCAAAGCAGCGGUGCCUGAAGCUAAUCAUUUAAUGGCCGGGCGAACAAUUUUCGGAAAUUUUGUGAAUCCUGAUACUCGUUCUGCUCAACAAAACRMAUCAAUCAGAGAGGCUUCAGCCUCUGCUCUGGAACGUCGUAACCAAGCACUUGCAAAUCGAASCAAGCAUAACGAGUAUGAUACUUCCAGAAAGAUCGAGACUGAUGUUACAGCAAGAAUGCAGAGACUGGCAGCAAGCAAACGAAACACCAAAAAGGGCCGCUAGAAGUUAAGAAAAUACUAGAGUGACUAAAAUUUUAGCUAUUAG
Pseudo-nitzschia multistriata is the source of this 4324-nucleotide messenger RNA. NCBI's taxonomy places the organism in Eukaryota, Bacillariophyta, Bacillariophyceae, Bacillariales, Bacillariaceae. The record is from the annotation of a GenBank genome assembly.